GUCGGCCUGGCAUUGGCAGAGCGAGGGAAGGUGGACACGAGACAGCGAGCGAGGCGAGGGAGGCAUCGCGAGCGAGCGAGAGAACGAGAGCGCGUUUGCGGUCCCAGACGCGCGAGGCAGCGAGAGGUCCGCGCCGUCCCGGGGCCUUCGAACCAUCGCUCCGCGAAGAAGAGAAAAGAGUGAGGCCGACGCGAGCCUCGCCCCAGACACAGACAGCCCGAUCGCGUCGGACGCACGAAGAUUUCGAGAGCGAGAGAGAGAAGAGGGCGAGCGAGAGGAGGUCGGCGAGGGCGGGGAGAUGCGCUGGUUUGGAGUCGCGAGCGUGAUCCUCGAGCGCGGGGUUGCUGGUUCGAUUGACGACUGUGCGUGUCGGUGUGGCGAGGCGGGCCGGAUUGACGGCAUGGAGUGUGUGAGUGUGUGAGUGCUUGAGGGAUUUUGCGAGUUCCACGGCUGAGGGUCGAGAGAGUGUUUCUCUAGGGCGGCUCGUUUGUUCGUGAGGCGUUUUGCCGGAGCAGGUUUGGUGCGGAAGGUCUGUCUGAGGAUCGCCGCGACGAUGACCCCGUGGAAUGGUGACGACUCCUCGGGCGUCGGGGUUUCUGCCCCGGCGGAGAGAGCUCUGUCGUUUAUUUCCAAGAGUUUGCACGAUGUCCAAAAGAGCGCUAAUCGAGAUUUGAAGCUGAUGAGCCAAAGAGCCAAGUCUUUCCGAGAUCUUGCCAAUACUCUCGAUAAGGAAUGGGAGAAGGGAGUCGAGACCUUCACGCUUCCUCUGUCUAAGAACUCUAGUAAUCUACUUAGGAAGAUUCGGGAGACGGGACCUCCUCUCUCGGGUCCCCCGUUCUCUCCCAUCACGUCCAUCUCCUCGAAGGACAAUUCGGAUUUUCUGAAGAACUUGGCUCCCAGUCUGCCUAAUUUUCGGAGAUCUCAUUCUGAUCCGAAUUUCAACAACCGACUUACCGAUGAGGCUUCUUCGGGGAGGGCUGGCGGAGGACCGGCCUUCAAUUCUCAGGAUAGUAAGUCUGGAUGGGACCUUAUGCCGAAGUACGUGCCGAGUUCCCAAAGGGGUGGUGGGUGGGCAGAUUGGAGUCAACCGAAACCAUUUCCAGGCAUCAGAGUGAACGACGGCGAUUGGCCCCGUGUAAAGGAGAGGACUGGAGGCAGUAAGAAGUAUCAGACGAAGAUUGACGAUUGGGAGCCUAUCAGGCGAGCCAAGGAAAGUGUGAAGGAAAGCCUGAAGGAGUUGGAAUCUACAGCUGCUACUAGCAAAACUCCGGCUGAAUUUUUUGAGAAUGUCAAGAAAACUGAGUUUUUUGAGAAUGUGAAGAAGAAUUUGAAGCUUACUCCAAUAAAGCAAUCAGCGUUUGGCGCCAAGACCGAAUUUGAAAAUGACGUUGCUCCCUUGGACGUGACGGAAUUGCUGGAAAAUCUUGUUAGGCAGUCCGAACCUUGGCUUGACCAGUUGGGUGUAAAGAAAGAUGUUUCAGAAAAGCUUUGCGAAGCUCUUAGGAGUUACAAGCGCAAGGAGCAGCCAGCAGCGCUUAACAGUGAUAGCCGAGAAAUUUCGACCAGCAACAAAGCAGUCGUGAAGAGUGUGGAUGACUUAGACCUGCGAAUUGCUAGUGUUGUUCAAAGUACUGGUUAUCGAUAUAAAGGGGGCUUGUUUGGGGAGCAAGCCGCUGCAACGGACGAUGAUGAUGGCCGCAGGAAUAUCGCUAUCGUGACAACAGCAAGUUUACCUUGGAUGACAGGCACGGCUGUGAACCCUCUCUUUCGAGCUGCUUACUUGGCCAAGAGCGGCAAGCAAAAAGUGACUUUACUUGUUCCAUGGCUCAGCCAAAAGGAUCAAGAGCUAGUCUACCCGAAUCACAUGACUUUUGAUUCCCCAGCGGAUCAAGAGACGUAUGUUCGUAAUUGGCUCGAAGCCAGGGUUGGCUUUAGACCAGACUUCAAGAUCGCCUUCUAUCCCGGAAAGUUUUCGACGGAGAAAAGGAGUAUUUUGGCAGCUGGAGACAUCAGUCAGUUCAUCCCUGACAGGGAGGCGGACGUUGCUGUUCUCGAGGAGCCUGAGCACCUCACAUGGUACUAUCAUGGGAGAAGAUGGACAGAUAAAUUCCAGCACGUAGUCGGUGUUGUCCACACCAAUUAUCUCGAGUAUGUGAAACGAGAAAAGAAUGGACCACUGCAGGCUUUUUUUCUAGAGCAUGUGAACAACUGGAUGGCCCGUAUCUACUGUCACAAAGUCAUAAGACUUUCAGGGGCAACGCAGAUGUUUCCUAAGUCAAUGGUGUGUAACGUUCACGGUGUUAGUCCCAAGUUCUUGCAUAUUGGCGAAGAGAUUGCAACCCAUAGCAAGGAAGGAAAAGUUACCUUUAACAAAGGGGCUUAUUUCUUGGGAAAGAUGAUUUGGGGUAAAGGGUACAGAGAGUUGGUCGAUCUGUUGAACCAGCACAAGGAUGAACUAGGUGCCAUGGAUGUAGACGUGUAUGGAAAUGGUGAGGACUCAGCGGAGGUGGAGGCAACUUCUAAGAAGCUGGGACUGCGAGUCAAUUUUCAUCGAGGGAGAGACCACGCUGAUGAUACGCUCCAUGGGUAUAAAGUGUUUAUCAAUCCAAGCAUAAGCGACGUCGUCUGUACUACAACUGCGGAGGCCUUGGCCAUGGGCAAGAUUGUAGUCUGCGCAGACCACCCUUCAAACGAGUUUUUCGAGUCGUUCCCUAACUGUUUCAUCUACAAGAACUCGGAGGAGUUCGUCCAAAAAGUGAAGGAGGCCAUGGCUUCAGAACCGGUUCCACUCACUGCCGAGCAGCGUUACCUUUUGUCAUGGGAAGCAGCAACCGAUCGAUUUCUAGACUGUGCUGAGCUAGAUAAGCUUCCUCCGAAGAAUGGUAGUCUGGAAACAGUUCUUCCCACUUCAGGUGAAGAGGUUGCAGAGAAGAAGAAAACCAUGUCACUGUCUAUGUCUAUGCCCAAUCUGGGUGAGGCUGUGGACAAGGGUUUGGCUUUUACACACUUUUUCCUUUCAGGUAUCGAGCAGGCACGGAAUGUUUCAGGAGCUCUUCCUGGGACUAUGCAUCCCGACAGUCAGUUCUGCAGGGACCUGAACCUUCCUCCUCCUUUGGUGCAGAGACCUGUAUAUACCUGGUAGGAGUGUGCAUAUUUAAACUGUUCAUAUCUUGAGCAACCAUGGAAAGAUGGUGUAUAUGUCACUCUGAGUACCGUAGUGGACAUGGACGCAGUUCUAUGGUUGCACCUCUUUUUGCAGAUCUUAGCAAGUCAUACUUGCAAUACGACACAUACUACAGCUGAAAGCAUUUUAGAUGGCGGGAACCUGUACAGUAAACGAUUUUUUCUUAGAGAGUGUAGAGAUUGGUUACGUUAAAGCCGCCACCUGGAAGGUCAUGUACCAUUAUAUUUGUUAUCAUUUUUGAGUCUGAUUGAACAAACGUUUAGCUUUGUUCAAUUUACCAUCUCUGCGAGGUCUUUACAUGAACACUUCACCAAUUUAGUGGCCGACAGUACAGGUGGAUUUUUUGGCUGCAAAAGUGAUUCCUAUGUUGAAACCAAAGUUUCGGUGUAUACUAUUGACGAUUUUACAAAAAUUAGGUAGCUUGAUUAUGUUAAGGUCAGCGUCG
Marchantia polymorpha subsp. ruderalis is the source of this 3629-nucleotide messenger RNA. The record is from the annotation of a GenBank genome assembly. NCBI's taxonomy places the organism in Eukaryota, Viridiplantae, Streptophyta, Marchantiopsida, Marchantiales, Marchantiaceae.